AUGGCGACAGAAGCUGCCUUCACUUCCAGGCCCGAGACCUUGGCCAAGUACCUCAAGCUUGACCAGAAGGGCUCAAUUAUGGCCGAGUACAUCUGGAUCGACGCUGAUGGCGAGACCCGUUCCAAGUCGAGGUUUGAGAUGGCUCAUGCCUUCACUCUGACAUCUGUGUCGACGGUUGCAUCAACGGAAAAGCUGGGGCAGCGGGUCGUCUUGCUCUGGAUUCAUCCCCUACGGGAUGUCUCCGACUUCCGGCUGGGAAUAGCGGGCAAAAAGCUGUGGGCGGGUGAGCAAGCGGCAGCAGAUGCGGCGGCGACAUGCACUGGGGCUUGGCGGGGGUCAAAACACACACCACCUGCCCCUCCAGUGCGCAUUUCUGGUGGUGGGUGCUGCAGGGUUGAACGCCGCAGCUCGGGUAUUGGAGGUCUUGCGAGUUGCUGCCGCAUCAUCAGUCCCCUCCCCCUUUUGCCCGUCGGCGCGUCUUCGACUCUCAAGGAGAAGGAGUACACCCCCGAGGACCUUCCUAUGUGGAACUUUGACGGUUCCUCCACCAACCAGGCUCCCGGCGACAACUCUGAUGUCUACCUGAAGCCCGUUGCUGUCUUCCCCGACCCAUUCCGUGGAUCUCCCAACAUCCUCGUCCUCUCCGAAUGCUGGAACGCCGAUGGCACCCCCAACAAGUACAACUACAGACAUGAGUGCGCCAAGUUGAUGGAGGCUCACGCCGCUCACGAGCCCUGGUUCGGUCUCGAGCAGGAGUACACUCUGCUCGACCUCAGCAACCGCCCCUUCGGCUGGCCCGCUAACGGCUUCCCUGCUCCCCAGGGCCCCUACUACUGCGGUGUUGGUGCCGGCAAGGUCGUCCAGCGCGACAUCGUCGACGCCCACUACAAGGCCUGCCUGUACUCUGGCGUCAAGAUCUCUGGUACCAACGCCGAGGUCAUGCCCGCCCAGUGGGAGUUCCAGGUCGGUCCCUGCACCGGCAUUGAGAUGGGUGACCACCUCUGGCUGGCUCGCUUCCUCCUGGCCCGCAUUGCCGAGGAGUUCGGCGCCAAGGUCUCCGUUGAGCCCAAGCCCAUCCCCGGUGACUGGAACGGUGCCGGUCUCCACUCUAACUUCUCCUCUAAGGAGAUGCGUGUUGAGGGUGGCAUGAAGCACAUCGAGGCUGCCAUCAAGAAGCUUGAGGGUCGUCACAAGGAGCACAUUGCCGUCUACGGUGAGGGCAACGAGAAGCGUCUCACUGGCCGCCACGAGACCGGCUCCAUCGAUUCGUUCUCUUACGGAGUUGCCAACCGUGGUGCUUCUAUUCGUAUCCCCAGAGAGUGCGCCCAGAAGGGCUACGGCUACUUCGAGGAUCGCCGCCCCGCCUCAAAUGCCGACCCCUACAGAAUUACUGGUAUUCUGAUGGAGACUAUUUACGGUUCUGCCGAGUAA
Messenger RNA from Colletotrichum tamarilloi, 1431 nucleotides. Its product is annotated as glutamine synthetase. Gene Ontology annotation, cellular component: cytoplasm. NCBI's taxonomy places the organism in Eukaryota, Fungi, Ascomycota, Sordariomycetes, Glomerellales, Glomerellaceae. Bases 1 to 1431 code for a protein of 476 amino acids. Gene Ontology annotation, molecular function: glutamine synthetase activity. The record is from RefSeq and is a predicted model, not a curated record. The transcript has 7 exons.